AUCGCCAGCGUCGUCUCCGCCGUCGCCGCCCUCCUGACCGCCAUCACGGCGCUCAUCACCGCCCUCCGCCGCUGUCAUCGCCGCCACGACGACUCCAGCGACGUGGAGUCUUCGUCGGCGGCGACGGUGUCCCUCUCCUCAUCGUCGUCCGCCUCAUCCUCGUCCGCCUCCUCUUCGUCCGCCACCUCCUCGUCCGCCUAGGCUGCUCAUGUCUAAAUAGCUGCUACUAGUACAGCACUAGCAAUCUCUACUUGUCGUUGAGUUCCCCCCAGUUUCAGUUUAUCUUGUGUGAGCAGUUUCAGUUGGCUUUUUUUAUUAUUAUUAUUAUUAAGGAGAAGAUGCAGUGCGCUUUGACUUUGUCUCUCUUCUUUCCCACAAAUGAUUGUAUAGGGAAAACCCUAGCCGCCGCCGCCAAGACCUCGCCCCGGCUGAGCACUCCACCCCCGCCGCCGCCGGAGGAAGCCGUCUCACGGCCGACGGCGCCGCCGUGCUGCAGCGGCCUCGCUGGCUUCGGCGCCGACGCGCGCCACUGACCUCCUGCACCGCCUCGUCCCCAGGGGAGACCGGCCGGCCUGCUUCCUGGCCCUCGCGCUGCUGAGGGGCUCAUGCCCCGCCUCGACCCCGUGGAGGAGCGGCACGGCCCCCUGGCCUGGACCUCGCGCCGCGGCUUCACUGACCCGACCUCGACCUCAACCGCCUGUUGACGGCGCCGCCGUUCUGACACUCAGUUUGUCAUCUAGUAUUUCUUCUUUAAUUCAAAAUUGAGCUUGCUGCAUACUCAGUUUGUCAUCUAUUUCUUCUUUGGUCUUCCUCAUCUUUCUUGCAUAGAAAUUGCACAACAUGAAAUGCAUGUUCCUGCAGGCCAUGAAAUGCUAUAUUUCUUCUUGUGCAGAAUAUAAGAAACAUUUAUUUCAGGCUGACAUGUUUAUGUUCUCUCCAAAUACAGAGAUGAAUAAGAAGCUCAGAAACAUGUGCACACAUGUGCGGAAUGUAAAGAUAUUUAUUUCAGAAUAAGAAGCUACUGCUCAUUCCCAAAUGCAAAGAUAAAAAUUAUGCAUAGUUCAGAGUGGCAUGUUUAUGUUCAUCAUAUACAAAGAAACAUCUUUUUCCACAUCAGAUUGGUUUGUAUCAUGAUGUUAUGUUUACUGUACAACCGUUCUUAUGUACAGCCUUAUUUGAUUGUUAGAAAGAGAAAAGAGGUUUUCGCAUCGCUACUGUCAUGACAGUCCUGUUAAGCUGCAGCUAGAUACUGUAUUUUUUUUGUUCACGUUACAUUUUCCUGUAAAUAUGAUCACUAACUUUGUAUCAUCAACAUGGAAUGGAAUAGCUGGUGCCGGUGGGUGCAGUGAUGGCCAAGGCAGUUCCAGCAAGGAUGGAGGAAAUGUUGAGAAAGACGCGGCAUCAGACGAUGAAUGGCUGGUUGUUGACCGACUGUAGGCACCGUGCCGAGAUGGCCAGUGUCGAGUACUUCAACCUCGUGGACCUCUGGGAGAAGUACCACAAGUGGAGCGUGUACGGUGGGAGCUGCGUUGCAGAUCCACGGAGGACCAAAGUAAUCCAAUACUACAUACUUGUCGGGCAUACAGCCAUGCACCAAUAAAGUCCUGACUCCACCUAGGUGUUUUGGUGAGGACUAUAGCAUGGACUUCUGGAGUGAUGAUGAGGACAAAGAGAAGAUGUCAAGAUCACAUGUGUUCUUUGAGGUUCUCCUUAUGGAAGGAUCCCCACACAUGCAUAAGGGCAGGAUAUGGAAAACCAUGAGGGAUGCAUGGGACAGAUUGAUCUCGACCAUACAUCGGUGGGCAAUUCUAUGCAAGACUGCUCUGGAAGUCACCUUGCAGCAAUACAUCCGGGAUAUGGAGCACAAGCCGGAGGAACUCCUUCAGAUAGCCAGGCACUAGUUCCCUCAGGAGGCGAGUGGACGAUGGCCGAGCUGCAACGCCAACUGCUCCUAACUAACUGGUUCUCCCCUCCAGUCGCCUUCUCCAACCCAGUCCAAGCUGGCAGCGGGUCCAAGUGUAAGGCGAGCUAAUGAAGAGAAAGAAACUUGGCCUCGGCUGAGCUUUAUAGUCCACGUUUUGGUUUGUUGUUCCUGGCUUAUUAAGGCAGUAAACUUGGUUUGAGAAAAGAGAGGUAGCGGGCUUUGUCCCCUGGACUGUAAUAAGCGUUGGUAGUUUUCAGCUGUUGAUGACAAAAUAUCUGUGCAAGACAUGUGGCAGUCUCAAGACAGAACGGAGUUGUUUCAUAUGGCCCUAUCCGCACGAGCUUUAUGAGGAAUUCCUUGUUAUUUCUUCCUGGCUUGAUGGAUUGAGUUGAACACAUCUAAGAGGGAUGAAUGGAAAUGUGUGGCAGAAUGGAGAGUAUUUCACUUCCAAGUACUAUGCUUUAGUUCAUGAGCCAUUGGUUGUAUGUCUGAGUACAAGAGGUCUAUUGAAGAGGAGCUGGAAAGUAACUGAUGAUAACCACUGUGAGUUGUGUCCUGGUAGAGAUUAUGAUGAUCGUCAACAUCUGUUCUUUGAGUGUCAUUUUGGCCAAAGAAUUUAGAACUACCGUCAGAUUAAGUGCGAACCAGGAGACGAUCUAUUACAAGUGGCUCCAAAUGCUAGAAGAAGAUUCGGGUACUUCAAAGCUAUCUGAACCUGCAAUCGAAGAAUUUUCUCAUGAACAGCCAAUGGACUUUGACCCCUUUGGGACAGACGUCGGUUUGAGCUCGGAUGAGGAGAUGCACUCGGCACCUCAUGUUUCUGAACCAGCGAUCACAAGUACAUCUCAAACGCUGGUUGUCUCCAAGAACCUGGAACUUCCCCUUGAAACCACGGAUCUGCCAGCGAGCACCCGGGCGAUAACGAAAAAACCAAGGACAGGUGCUGCUAGCAAAGGGGUAAUUGCUGCCGGGAAUUCGUUGACUCCUUUUCUUGAUGAUCCCAUAACGAAAGAAAUGAUCGACAUGGCUGCCCGUUUUAUCGGGUUUCGCGACGAAGCUGACACCUUGAGAAGAUCUUUGCACAUUGAUCAGGAACACGCUAAGGAGCUUGAAAAGAAACUUAAAGCUAGCGAAAAAGCUCGCCGUGAUGCUGAAGCAAAAGCUGCGAGUGCAGAGUUAGCUUUAAGUGACAAGGAUGAGCAGAUUUCCCAACGAGAAGCCAAUAUAAUUGCGCGACUUAAUACACAAUCCACUAGAUUCUCAACAGAGCGUAUUGGUGAAAUGUAUACCAAAAAUCAAGAACAAGAAGAAGAUGAUCUCCUGGACUCCCUUUCGGUGCUGGAGAUGAACUGCUCCCUUGCUCGCGACUGCUUGAAGGAGAGUCGAGUUGCGUUCGAGCGUUUUUUCCCGCAUUUCUUCCCAAAAGUUGUUAUGCCGGACAAGUUCGAGCCUCUCGCCAAGAGCUUCAUAGGCAAGGAUGACCUUGUCUUGGCCCAUCGCCAAGCUAGCUUGAAGGUUGGUGUCGAAAGCACCAUUGCACUGGCGAUAGCCAAUGGUGAAAAGGUUGACUGGGCGAAAAUGGCAAGUGUUCGAGGCUUGACCAAGGAUAAGUGGACUGCUCUUCUAAAGAGCGCAAAGCCCUUCUCCAAGAAAUUAAUUGCCAUCAUCGACCCCACAUCUUCUUCUACCAGCACUGCUCAAACGGAGGUCAAAUAGACAACCUUGUGCCUCCGCUUUUGUAAUUUUUAUCCUUUUGUUCCUUUCGAUUAUUUUGUAAGCACCGUAUUGGAUGCGGUCCUUUGAACUCUAUGUUGUAAUAUAUUUUUAUGAUGGAUGGAAACCCAGCUUGCUAAGAAGUU
Lolium perenne is the source of this 3783-nucleotide messenger RNA. The record is from RefSeq and is a predicted model, not a curated record. Lineage: Eukaryota; Viridiplantae; Streptophyta; Magnoliopsida; Poales; Poaceae.